UUCCUCCUCCGAUCCGCGCGGGGGCGGCAGCGGGCGCAGUGCGGGCGGCGGCGGCUGGUCUGGCCGGGCUCGUCUGUGGCUGCCUCCCCUUGGCUACAAUGUAGCGAGCCGAGGAAGCGGAGCGUCCGGGCCGGGCAGAGCCCCCCAUGGGCGCGCAGGUCGGACUGCUAUGGAAUAUGAUGAGAAGCUGGCCCGUUUCCGGCAGGGCCACCUCAACCCGUUCAACAAGGCCUUGCUGCAAAACCAGCAUGACCAGAAGUCCAGGGGGACUGGCGAGGACUUUCCAAGGAAAGACUUGAGCCUGGAAUUGUCCCCCGAGGAUCUGCCCGAGUUCCGGUGCACGGAGCACGUGAUGGACUUGGGGAUGGCAGAGGAUCACUUCUCACGGCCAGUGGGGCUGUUCCUAGCCUCGGACAUUGAGCAGCUGCGGCAGGCGAUCGAGGAGUGCAAGCGGAGGAUCCUGGAGCUUCCCGAGAACUCAGAGAAGCAAAAAGAUGCUGUCGUGCGGCUCAUCCACCUGCGCCUCAAACUCCAGGAGCUGAAGGACCCCAGUGAGGAUGAGCCCAACAUCCGGGUCAUCCUGGAGCAUCGCUUCUACAAGGAGAAGAGCAAGAGUGUGAAGCAGACGUGUGACAAGUGCAGCACCAUCAUCUGGGGGCUCCUCCAGACCUGGUACACCUGCACAGGGUGCUCCUACCGCUGCCACAGCAAGUGCCUGAACCUCAUCACAAAGCCAUGCGUGCGCUCCAAGGUCAGCCACCAGGCUGAGUAUGAGCUUAGCAUCUGCCCAGAGACGGGGCUGGACAGCCAGGACUACAGAUGUGCUGAGUGCCGGGUGCCCAUCUCACUCCGGGGAGUCCCAAAUGAGGCCCGGCAGUGUGACUACACAGGCCUCUAUUACUGCAGCAACUGCCACUGGAACGACCAAGCUGUCAUCCCUGCCAGGGUCAUCCACAACUGGGACUUUGAGCCCCGCAAGGUAUCUCGGUGCAGCAUGCGCUACCUGGCGCUGAUGGUGUCACGGCCUGUACUCAAACUGCGCGAGAUCAACCCUCUGCUCUUCAACUAUGUGGAAGAGCUGGUGGAGAUCCGGAAGCUGCGCCAGGACAUCUUGCUCAUGAAGCCAUACUUCAUCACCUGCAAGGAGGCCAUGGAGGCCCGUCUGCUGCUUCAGCUGCAGGACCGGCAGCACUUUGUAGAGAAUGAUGAGAUGUACUCGCUGCAAGACCUAGUUGACAUCAAUGCUGGGCGCCUCAGCUGCUCCCUGACAGAGAUCCACACCCUCUUUGCCAAGCACAUCAAACUGGACUGUGAGCGGUGCCAGGCAAAGGGUUUUGUGUGCGAGCUCUGCAAAGAAGGAGAUGUCCUCUUCCCAUUUGACAGCCACACCUCAAUGUGCAUGGAGUGUUCGGCCGUCUUCCACAGGGACUGCUACUAUGACAACUCCACUACGUGUCCCAAGUGUGCUCGGCUCAACCUGAGGAAGCAGUCCCUGCUCAGGGAUCCCAGCAUGGAGCUGCAGGCAUAGAAAUGCCUUCCCUUGGCAGGAGGGAUACAGUACCAAGGAACAAGGUGCAACCACUGUGCCAGUUUUCACCUGUAUUUGCCUGCAAGGAGGUCAGCCCCACAGGAGCAAGGAGGGAACUUCUCACAGGAGCACAGCUGGGAAUGAACUGUCCAAAGCCAGAAAAUGGUGCAGCUGGGCUGGUGCUGAACCUCAGUCCUAGACUCUCUCUUGCUGAAAGAGCUGCUGAGACUGUCUUGCAUGCACCAGUGUUGGUAGACUCUCCUUGCCUAGAUGUGUGAGGCUGAAGCAGAGAGAAGAUUGGCUCUGGGUGUGGGGAGGAGUGCCUCAGCCCAAGAAUAAAUUACUCCAGGUAUUGCUGGUGGAUCUUGCCAAAUUGACCAAUUCUGGAGAAGUGGGAGCCUGACUGUGGUGCAAGAGGAUUGCUGCCUGCUUCCUUCAGCAAUUGCGAAUUAACAUAGCACUCUGUGCAGGGAGUCUGUUAUCCCAGGCAACUUGGCUCUGGGAUAAAGCUGAAGAGACACUAUGUUGAUACACUAGCAAGGAAGACUGUUUUCAGCGGGGUUGGCUUAAGGGACCUGCCGAGACCUAUAAGUCAUUUUCCUCUGACUUAACGUGUAGUAUGUCUGUGCUGGAGCCGGGGAGAGAAUGCCCCUUUCUCUCCACCAUCUCCAUGACGUUUGGUGGUAGCCAAAUCAAAGGACUUGAUGCAUCAUGAAAUUGGAACAGCCACAAAGAGAAUAAGGGGGCAUCAACCACAGUAAUUUAUCGUGAGCACUAAAAUCACUUUAAAUAAAGCUCUAUGUAAAUCUU
Hemicordylus capensis (graceful crag lizard) is the source of this 2338-nucleotide messenger RNA. It is a transcript of the gene DEF8, whose product is annotated as differentially expressed in FDCP 8 homolog. The transcript has 12 exons. Lineage: Eukaryota; Metazoa; Chordata; Lepidosauria; Squamata; Cordylidae. The record is from RefSeq and is a predicted model, not a curated record. The coding region runs from base 170 to 1528 and encodes 452 amino acids.